CUAUUCCUCCCUUGUUCAAAGGACGAACCAAAGGCCCAGCAUAGAAAUGAAGCAAAAGGACUAACAGGCACAUCUUGCUCCUUCCAUCAAUGUCUCCUGGAGGUAUAGAAAUAGGAUCAAUGAAGAUGUUGACGAGGCUUCAGGUGCUUACCCUAGCAUUGUUUUCCAAGGGAUUCUUACUUUCUUUAGGGGACCAUAACUUUUUAAGGAGGGAAAUAAAGAUAGAAGGAGACCUCGUUUUAGGAGGCUUAUUCCCUAUUAAUGAAAAAGGCACUGGAAUAGAAGAAUGUGGACGUAUCAAUGAGGAUCGAGGUAUCCAACGCCUGGAAGCCAUGUUAUUUGCCAUUGAUGAAAUCAACCGAGACAAUUACUUACUUCCAGGGGUAAAGCUAGGUGUUCACAUUUUGGACACCUGUUCAAGGGAUACCUAUGCUUUAGAGCAAUCACUGGAAUUUGUCAGGGCAUCUUUGACUAAAGUGGAUGAAGCAGAAUAUAUGUGCCCUGAUGGAUCUUAUGCCAUACAAGAAAACAUCCCAUUACUCAUUGCGGGUGUCAUAGGCGGCUCUUACAGUAGCGUGUCAAUUCAGGUGGCAAAUCUGCUAAGGCUCUUCCAGAUCCCCCAGAUAAGCUACGCGUCCACCAGUGCCAAACUAAGUGACAAGUCACGCUAUGAUUAUUUUGCCAGGACUGUGCCCCCAGACUUCUACCAGGCUAAGGCCAUGGCUGAGAUCUUGCGUUUCUUCAACUGGACCUAUGUGUCAACUGUGGCCUCUGAAGGUGACUAUGGUGAGACAGGUAUUGAGGCCUUUGAGCAGGAGGCACGUCUUCGCAACAUCUGCAUUGCCACCUCUGAAAAGGUAGGCAGGUCCAAUAUCCGAAAGUCCUAUGACAGUGUAAUCCGGGAGCUGCUCCAAAAGCCCAAUGCUCGAGUGGUUGUCCUCUUUAUGAGAAGUGAUGACUCCCGGGAGCUGAUUGCUGCUGCAAGCCGUUUCAAUGCUUCCUUCACAUGGAUAGCCAGCGAUGGGUGGGGUGCCCAGGAGAGCAUUGUCAAAGGUAACGAGCAUGUGGCCUAUGGAGCCAUCACCUUAGAACUGGCUUCCCAUCCCAUCCGGGAGUUUGACCGUUACUUCCAGAGCCUCAAUCCUUACAACAACCACCGAAACCCCUGGUUUAGGGACUUCUGGGAACAGAAGUUCCAAUGCAGCCUACAGGGUAAAAGGUCACACCGGAGGGCCUGUGACAAGCAUCUAGCAAUUGACAGCACCAAUUAUGAGCAGGAGUCCAAGAUCAUGUUUGUGGUGAAUGCUGUGUAUGCUAUGGCACAUGCUCUACACAAGAUGCAGAGGACCCUCUGCCCAAACACCACCAAGCUCUGCGAAGCCAUGAAGAUUCUAGAUGGAAAAAAGCUGUACACAGAUUACUUGCUAAAAAUCAAUUUCACAGCUCCGUUCACUCCAAACAAAGGAAUAGAUAGCAUUGUCAAGUUUGACACUUUCGGAGAUGGAAUGGGCAGAUACAACGUAUUCAAUUUCCAGGAUACUGGUGGCAAAUACUCUUACCUGAAGGUUGGUCACUGGGCUGAAACUUUAUCAUUGGAUGUCAAUUCAAUCCACUGGUCCCGAAACGCAAUUCCCACCUCCCAGUGCAGUGACCCUUGUGCUCCUAAUGAAAUGAAGAAUAUGCAACCAGGGGAUGUCUGCUGCUGGAUCUGUAUUCCUUGUGAACCCUAUGAGUACUUGGCUGAUGAGUUCACCUGUGUGGACUGUGGGCCUGGGCAGUGGCCCACCCCAGACCUAUCUAGCUGUUUUGACCUUCCAGAAGACUACAUCAAGUGGGAAGAUGCUUGGGCCAUAGGUCCCGUUACUAUUGCAUGCUUGGGCUUUAUGUGUACCUGCAUGGUUGUGACGGUAUUUAUCAAGCACAACAACACACCUUUGGUCAAAGCCUCAGGCCGGGAGCUGUGCUACAUCUUACUCUUUGGAGUGGGUCUUUCUUAUUGCAUGACAUUCUUUUUUAUUGCUAAGCCAUCACCGGUCAUCUGUACUCUCCGACGCCUGGGUUUAGGCAGCUCCUUUGCAGUAUGUUAUGCAGCCCUACUGACAAAGACAAACUGCAUCGCCCGGAUAUUUAAUGGGGUCAAGAAUGGUGCUCAGAGGCCGAAAUUCAUCAGCCCUAGCUCUCAGGUCUUCAUCUGCCUGAGUCUGAUCCUGGUACAGAUUGUAGUGGUGUCUGUGUGGCUCAUCCUGGAGGCCCCAGGCACACGAAGGUAUACCCUACCUGAGAAGCGGGAAACAGUGAUCUUAAAAUGCAAUGUCAAAGAUUCCAGUAUGCUGAUUUCACUUUCCUACGAUGUGGUCCUGGUGAUCUUAUGUACUGUGUACGCCUUCAAAACGCGAAAGUGCCCCGAGAACUUCAAUGAAGCCAAGUUCAUCGGUUUUACCAUGUACACCACCUGUAUCAUCUGGCUGGCCUUUCUCCCAAUCUUCUAUGUGACAUCGAGCGACUACAGGGUGCAGACCACAACCAUGUGCAUCUCUGUCAGCCUGAGUGGCUUUGUGGUCCUGGGAUGUCUGUUUGCACCCAAAGUGCACAUCAUUCUGUUCCAGCCCCAGAAGAAUGUGGUCACGCACAGACUCCACUUAAACAGAUUCAGUGUUAGUGGAACUGGAACCACUUACUCACAAUCAUCGGCCAGCACUUACGUCCCCACGGUGUGCAACGGGAGGGAAGUCCUCGACUCCACCACCUCAUCUCUGUGAUCAUCGUGACUUUGCAGUUCAGUUCUUGUGUGUUUAGACUGUUAGACAAACAUGCACAUGCCAUGCAAUUCUCGAUCAAACAAAACAAAG
Molecule: messenger RNA, 2849 nt
Organism: Trichosurus vulpecula (common brushtail)
Lineage: Eukaryota; Metazoa; Chordata; Mammalia; Diprotodontia; Phalangeridae
Gene: GRM3
Product: glutamate metabotropic receptor 3
Exons: 5
Coding region: 90-2759 (889 amino acids)
Biological process (GO): regulation of synaptic transmission, glutamatergic; G protein-coupled glutamate receptor signaling pathway
Cellular component (GO): membrane
Molecular function (GO): group II metabotropic glutamate receptor activity
Source: RefSeq, a predicted model, not a curated record